Messenger RNA from Brassica napus (rape), 873 nucleotides. Its product is annotated as keratin, type II cytoskeletal 2 epidermal. The annotation marks the transcript as partial. The transcript has a single exon. The record is from RefSeq and is a predicted model, not a curated record. Lineage: Eukaryota; Viridiplantae; Streptophyta; Magnoliopsida; Brassicales; Brassicaceae.
GUCGUGGAUUAGAACAAGCCCGCGGUUAACUACGUUUCCUUAUAUAUUCAAAUAGAAACGUUUUUUUUUUGCAGGGAAAAAGGAAGUUUUCUAGCCUUGAUCGAGUAUUAUAGAUCGUUGGACCAUCUUGCGCGUGAAGCAUUUUUUUUAUAGUUUGGUCACUCUAUGAUAGAUAGAUAAACUGAGAACAAAUUAAAAGGAAAUAAAAAGUGGUAGGUUCCCUAUGGGAGAUGCAUGUGCAUGAGAUUAGUUAAAUUAAUUGCUUAGGACUAAUGGUUAAGAGUGGAGAGAACAUAGUAUAAAAAGGAGAGGAAGGAGGGAGUUAGAAGUCAAUAUAGUUCGAUGUUUUGUUAUAUACUGAUAGUUAAAAUGGAGAGUGUAAUAAGAGAGAGACCAUCAUCAAACAUGGUGUUUUUAUUGUUUGGUAUUGCUUCUGUUGUGUUGUUGCUGAGCUCAAACAAUGUUAAUGGGUUACGAGACUUAAAGGAGAGAGAUGGAAGUGAGAGUAGGUCUAUGAGUGGUACUACGUCUUCAAGCGUUUUGGAUUCUAAGAACUUUUAUACGAAUGUUUCGACCGUUGGGUUUGAAAAUGACUUAGUUGGUGAAAAUUGUCAUGCAAACAAGAGUCGAAAAUGUGAGCCACGAGGUGGUGGAGUAGGAGGUGGUGGGGGUGGAGGAGGUGAUGGUGGAGCCAGAGAAGAAAAUUCCCACAAAAAGAAAAAAAGAAAUAGUGGUGGCGGAGGUGGAGGUGGAGGCGGAGGCGGAGGCAGAGGUAGCGGAAAUGGCUCCGGCCGUGGCUGGGGUGGUGGUCGUGAAGGAGGUGGUGGUGGAGGAGGCGGUGGUGGAGGAGGAGGUGGUGGUGGUGGAGGAGGA